Molecule: messenger RNA, 7915 nt
Organism: Podospora pseudopauciseta
Lineage: Eukaryota; Fungi; Ascomycota; Sordariomycetes; Sordariales; Podosporaceae
Product: Type I Iterative PKS
Exons: 6
Coding region: 313-7791 (2492 amino acids)
Biological process (GO): secondary metabolite biosynthetic process; fatty acid biosynthetic process
Molecular function (GO): 3-oxoacyl-[acyl-carrier-protein] synthase activity; fatty acid synthase activity
Source: RefSeq, a predicted model, not a curated record
GCAGGUCACUGCAACACCACUUAAGUCAGGGAUUUCAAGGUAGACAGGUAGAUAUGGUGGAGGAAGGGUGAUGAGAUUUGCUGUUCGUUCCUUCCCAUCUGCCCGAUUAGUCUCGCUGCUCACAUAGCUGCGUGUUGAUACCGACUUUUUCUCAACUCCGCCAGUUGGUGCUGCCAGCUCUGGUGGGCUUGCUUGCCUGUAAACUGCUGUCUAUCUGUAUAUCAAGUCUCUCUGUUCUCGCUUUUGUUGUGGCGGACCUUUAUCUUUCCCAAACCGUACUAUUGGACACCGAUUACCACAAGUUUUCUUACAAUGGCCCAGCAACAAAUCUUUCUACUCGGUCCUCAAGUGACCAAUUGGACACGAGAGGCCCUGGCGGAACUACAACAAAACCUCCUGAAAAAUCCCACCCUCGACUUCAUCACUCAAGCCCUGUUAACCUUGCCCUCCCUCUCGUCUAUACUCGGACAACAGCUCGGGCUAGACUUUCACCCUGGCCGGAUUUUCCAUCUUCUCGCCGACUUUGCCCAAGGCGGGCAGCUUCUCUUAAACACCAAUGAUGAUUGGCGGCACAACACUUUGCUGGCCCCAUUGACAAUCGUGUCUCAAGCCGUAGACCUCGCCGUUCAGUUUGGAGGUCUUCCUAGAAACAAACUACCCUUAACACUGCAUCAGCAAGUUCAGGGCUUCUGCAUUGGCUGGCUGUCGGCAUCAUCUCUUGCUAGUGCGUCAACUUGGGAUGACUUCAAGCAUAAUAUUUCCGCUGCCUUGCGACUUGGGGCCUGUAUUGGCGCAGCAGUGGACGCCGAUUCCAGUCAGUGCCCUUCUGAUCACGCAAGGGCUAUUUGUGUGCGCCUGAGGAACCAGAGUGAUAGGGUGUUUCUGGAGACACUGCUGGACCAGAUACCGGAUGCCUACAUUUCUUGUUUUUUGGAUGAGGGCGUUCUCACCGUGACGGUGCCAAACAGCAAGCGACUUUGGUUGGAAGGACAGCUGCAGAGAGCUAGCCUGCCGUGGACCGAUAUUGGGCUUCAUGGCCAUUACCAUCACCUACGGCAUGAGGAGAGAGCCCAAACCCUCAAAAGAAUCUGUGCCUCUAUUGGGGAACUUCAGCUUCCCGCCGCCGCGGCCUUGCAAACACCAUUGAGAUCAACCGCUGAUGCCAACAUCGUCCCGCCGAACGCGACAUCACUUCACGAUAUUGCCAUCGAUCUCACGCUGUGCAAACGAGCCCACUGGUUACAAACUCUGCGCAACUGUGCCGAGAAAGCCGACAACUUCGUCUUCAUACCUAUUGGUUCCCAUACUGGAGGCCUUGUUCCGCGUUCGAUUACCCAUCCUCGCCCCUCACCCAGCACCUCGAUGCCAGAGGACGAGAUCGCAAUUAUCGGCAUGUCUGCUCGCUUCCCUGGCUCAGACUCCCUAUUAGACUUUUGGAACCUUUUGGUCUCAGGGAAGACUGCGUUUGGACCUCUUCCAGUGUCCCGUUUUGAUCCGACAUAUCCCAGCAUUGCCUCACGUCUGGCCGAAGCCAAAUACCAGGGGAACUUUCUCAGGGAUGAGGUUGUCAAGGGCUUCGACCACCGGUUCUUUGAUAUUGCUGGGCGAGCAGCUAAACACAUAGAUCCCCAGCAAAGGCUUGUCCUUGAGGUUGCAUAUGAGGCUCUAGCUACCGCAGGAUAUCACCAUAUCGAGACCCACCAGCAAAAGGAAGUGGGUGUAUACAUGGGCGUUGGUGAGGUUGAAUAUCAACAUAAUCUUGCCGGACACCAAGCAACUCCUUUCACUGCGGUGGGUUUGUUGAGAAGCUUCAUCAGUGGGAGAGUUAGCCAUUUCUUUGGCUGGAAUGGGCCUGUGGUUACAGUUGAUACUGCUUGUUCCUCAAGCGCUGUGGCUAUACACACAGCUUCGAAGGCUCUUUUGACAGGCGAGUGCGAACUUGCCUUGGCGGGCGGUGUGAACAUCAUCACCAGCCCCGAGUUGCACCAAGCUCUUGCCGCAGGCUCUUUUCUCAACCCCCACGGAGCAAGCCAUGCAUUUGAUAGCUCUGCCGCAGGGUACUGUCGAGGAGAAGGGGCAGGUAUAUUGGUGCUGAAGCCCUUGUCCAAAGCUGUUGCGGACGGUGACGCAAUUUUAGGAGUCAUCGGGGCUUCCGCCAUCAACCAAAACUCCAAUUGCAGUCCAAUCACUGUCCCAGAGUCGUCAUCACAAUGCUCACUAUACAAGAAAAUUCUGCAAACAGCAGGAGUGAGCCCGGGAGAAGUUACCUACGUUGAAGCACAUGGAACUGGCACACAAGUCGGGGACCCUAAGGAGUAUGAGAGCAUAAGAAUGGCUCUCUGUGGUCCCUUUCGCACCGAGCACCUGUUUGUCGGCUCCGCCAAAGACAGUAUCGGGCACUGCGAGGCUGCAUCAGGCGUGGCCGGCGUCAUAAAGACCCUUCUCAUGAUGCACCACAAGACCAUUCCCCCGCAGGCUGGGUUUGACACUCUCAAUCCUCGCAUUACCACAACCCCAGCAGAUAAGAUAAUCAUCCCCAAAGUUGCCCAGCCCUGGAGCCCAGUCCACCGACGAGUCGCACUUGUGAACAAUUACGGCGCUGCAGGUUCUAAUGCUGCUAUUCUUGUCAGGGAAUAUGAGGAACCAGCUUCCCAGCCUGUGCUGUCGGCUCCGACAUCCUACCCAAUACUUCUCGCGGCGAAGUCACCCAAUCAUUUGCAGUUCAUGAUUGCUGCGCUGAGGUCCUGGACACCACUCCCCGCAUCAUUUGGGGACAUUGCCUACAACAUUAACAAGUCCCAGAAUCCCCAGUUCCCUCACCGACUGGCCCUUACAGCCAGGAGUCACGAUGAUAUGGUUGCCUGUCUUGAGAAGACGGCAGCGUCCAUGCCCACCACUCAGCUACCAGUAGUGCUUGCAUUCGGUGGCCAAACAGGGCAGAGUGUUUCGAUUUCACAACGUCUCUACAAUUCAUGCCCUGUGUUGCGCAGACACCUUGACCACUGCAAUGAUGUCUGUGUUGCUCUUGCCCUUCCGGCAAUUGUGCCAAACAUUUUCACGUCCUCCGAAUCGGUUCCGGAUUUGCAUGACAUUGUUCGUCAGCACUGUCAAUUGCUGGCUUUGCAAGUUUCUACGGCCCGUUGUUGGCUGGAAUCCGGGCUGGAGACAUCCGACAUCACACUUGUUGGUCACAGUUUUGGCCAAAUAUCCGCCCUGGUUGUUGGAGGUUCCUUGACAGUCGAAGAUGGGUUCCGGUUUGUUGCCGGUCGCGCAAGCCUGAUUCGCGAUCACUGGUCGGAACCCGGAUGCAUGCUUUCUCUUGAGUGUCUUGAGCCUCAAGCCAGGGAAGUCAGAGACGCGGUCAACAAGAAUCUACAACAAACCGGCAGUAGGGUUGAAAUUGCAUGCUACAAUGGCCCGACAAGCUUUGUCCUCUCUGGCCACCAAGAGGCUAUCGCCCAGGCGAAAUACGUUUGUCAACAGCAGCAGAUCAAGUGCCUGCAGCUGGCAAGUACUCAUGCCUAUCAUUCACACAUGACUGAGUCAAUUCUCGCGAAGCUCACCGAGAUGGCUCGUCGUCUUGUUGUCAAAUCACCGAGUCUGAAAAUCGAGACUUGCACCCGCAAGACUUCGGAUUGGCAGUUCACAGCUGAGAGUUUGGUACAGCACACCAGAGAUCCGGUUUUCUUCGCGGAUGCCAUCGCUCGCAUCACUGCAUCAUACCCCCAGGGAGCCAUCUGGCUCGAGGCAGGCACCUCGUCACCAGUCAUCCCCAUGAUCAAACCGGUCAAGCGCAAUAACAACAAGACAGGAGGCAAAUCGCCAGACAUUUACUUACCCGCUGGCCUCCGCAACGAUGAUGCGAUGAUCAACAUUGGUGUGACCACAUCCCAGCUUUGGCAAGCUGGAUGCAGUGUGCGGUAUUGGCCGUUCCUCCAGCAUGGUCCUCAGAAUCGACACGCCUUUGUUCCGGUUCCUCCAUAUCAAUUCGACAGGACACAGCAUUGGAUUGACUACAAACCAAGGGGGUCGGAGGAAGCCGGUAAAACAGCGAAACGAGAUGCCGCUUCUGCAGAUCUCAUCACCCUGGUUGAAGCUGGAAACAAGAAGCACGUCUUCCAGGUCAACACCACUGCCGACUUUUACCAGCUCGCAGCAAAUGGACACGCCGUUACUGGACAUGGCUUGUGUCCCGCCUCAGUUUACCUGGAGCUCGGCGCCAAAUGCGUUGAAAUAGCUGCCGACAUGCCUCUAGGCGACCUGAUGAUGCCUCAUUUCGAGGCUUUGGCGAUGUCAUCCCCGCUUGGGAUUGCGACGAGCCACACGAAGACAACCGUAUCUCUGCAUCAGAAUGACAUCAAGUCAUGGUCGUUCAGCAUCUCCAGCCUGAAUGCUGAAGGCACUUCGACAGAGCAUACACGAGGCCGCAUAGCAUUGCCAUCUGGGGGCGCAGAUGCUCAGCUCUCAUCUAUGAGUAAAUUGUUUCGACGAUCUCGUGUCGAUCGUCUAAAUAGCCUGGAGACGUCCAGCAAGGUGGCAGGUCCGAUGGUCUACCAGUUGUUUUCGAGUGUGGUCGAAUAUGCCCCCUACUAUCAGGGCGUCAAAUCCUUGACGGCCCAUGGCGACGAGGCUGUGGGGUUAGUCGGUAUUCCUACUAUUUCGGAAUCUCCAGAUGGUUUCAGGUUGCCAAAGGGUAUUUGUGACCCCGUCACCCUGGACAACUUUCUUCAGGUGGCGGGUAUUCACGUUAACUGUCUUCGUCCCAGGGACGCUGGGCAAGUCUUCAUGUGCACUGCUAUCGAGGAAAUAAUCAUCUCACCAGCUUACAGACAAUCAUCGAUCAGCUGGAAGGUAUAUACCCGUUAUGAUACGGAACCAGAUUCUCGCUCGAUAAUAAACGACAUUCUGGUCUACGAUGGAACCUCCAAUGAACUGGUUGUCGCCAUCAUCGGGGCUACUUUCAGGGCAGUUUCCCUCAAGUCGUUGGAACGCACCCUAGGGCGACUGAAUGGCGCUUCACGUUCCUUCCCCUUGACUACACAACCCCAUCAAUCAUCGCCAACCGAGCCGACCCCGCCUAUGGAAGCCACCUUUACACCCAUCACCAAGACGAAUCCCGACCAGACUCCUCAAGUAACAAAAGACUCCAAGGCCCAGUCAUCAGUGGAUCAUGACAUCAGGAGGGUGCUCAGCAACAUCAUUGAGACGCCGGUCGACGAAAUUAAAUCCACGAGUACUCUUUCUGAACUUGGGGUCGAUUCUUUACUGGCUGGUGACGUGUUGGCUGAGAUCUCUAAUAUGUUUGGAGUCAAAGUCUCACAGCCUGAGCUGUUGGCAUGUUCCGACGUCGCAGCUCUCGUCGGCCUCGUGGGGAAACAGUCGACGGAACCAACAUUUUCCCAAUCAGCACCCAAAGUGUUCAGAAAUGACAGUUUUGAGACAACGGGAUCGGAUCCUUUGACUAGUUCAGAUCUAUUCGACUCGGAGAUUGACUCGAAUGAUUCAUCUUGCCCUACUGAUUUCACUGACGAAGAUAUCGCCACGAGCUCCGAGUCUGGCCACUGCAAGAAGAGUGGUUUAGAGGAUCUCGGGGGCGUCGCUGGUGUCUCGUUUUGUGAGGCUGCAGCCAAUUACACACGACAUGCUUCCGCCACUCGCUUCUCGAACUUUUGCAUGGACGUCUACCCAGUUCAGUCCCGACUCGUCACACAAUACGUCCUGUCCGCCUUUGGUAAUAUGGGCUGCCAUUUAAGCCUCAUCAAGCCAGGAUCAGAGGUUCCAUUCAUCGGUUCCUUCGAUCCUAAACACAGCAAGCUCGUCAGGCAGCUGUAUGAAAUCUUGCAAGACUCGAAGCUGAUCUCUGUUGAUGACCUGGGUAAAUUUUGGCGGACAAACACACCUCUCGAGACGACUUCCGCCGUUGACCUCCAAGCCACCAUACUCUCUCGGUUUCCGCAGCACACCUCCGAAGCCAAGCUUUUAGAUGCUACAGCCUCCCGGCUUUCGGCGUGCUUGACGGGCGCGGCCGAUCCAAUCGACAUCUUGUUCGGUACAUCUUCCGCCCGGGGGUUACUUGAAGACGUCUACCUCAACGCCCCCAUGUUCAGAACAGGUACCUUGGUUCUGGUUGAUUAUCUGUCUUCCCUUGUACGAAUGAGCACUCGAAAAACUAUCCGUAUUCUGGAGAUCGGGGCGGGAACAGGCGGCACAACACGACCUCUGUUACAUGCCCUGAGCCAGAUUGAGAGACCCGACAUGACAGUCCAAUACACCUUCACCGACCUGUCCCCAUCCCUUGUUGCAGCAGCAAAGAGAAGGUUUGCAUCUCUGAUGGCCUCUAGUGCUCGGGGAAAUGGGGUGGAAAUCGAGAUGCAGUUCACCACGCUGGACAUUGAAUCCCCAGACACAAAGCGGGACAAGCACUACGAUAUUGUCCUGUCGACAAACUGCAUACAUGCCACUGAAAACCUCAGCAUCUCGGCCAGUCAUAUUCGAGCGCUGUUGGAUCCAGUUAAAGGGGGCUUGCUAUGCUUGGUAGAGCUGACGAGGAAUCUUUACUGGUUCGAUCUCGUUUUUGGGCUAUUGGAGGGAUGGUGGAGAUUCAACGAUGGACGGACCCAUGCCCUGGCCGAUGAGCUGACCUGGGAAAGGAGUCUAAAGCAGGCUGGCUUUGCGUCUGUGGAAUGGAGCGAUAAUGGGACACAAGAGGGAAAGAUUUUGAGAGUCAUCACUGCCCAUGCCUUAUCCGAGCGAGAGCCCAAUAUCGGAGAGCAAACGAGGAUGGAGACGAUGCGCUUCAAGAGUAUCGGCGGUGUCGACUUGAUGGCAGACAUAUAUUACCCAGAUACACUAUCUGAUAUUUCAGCGGCGCCUCGUCCCAUAGCUUUGAUGAUUCAUGGCGGGGGCCACAUCAUGCUCUCACGAGCCGACAUUCGACCUUGUCAAACUGAACUUCUUCUCUCCAAAGGGUUCCUUCCGGUCAGCAUUGACUACCGCCUUUGUCCCGAAACGACUCUCCAAGAAGGCCCAAUGUGUGAUACCGUCUCCGCCCUCUCAUGGGUGAGGAAUACCCUUCCCUCUCUUCCUCUGGCGAGAUCCGAUAUUCGGGUCGAUGGUGAGAAGGUCGUCGCGAUUGGCUGGAGCACCGGUGGCCACUUGGCUAUGAGUCUGUCGUGGAAAUCGGCCGAGUUUGAUGUUAGACCACCAGAGGCCAUUCUCGCCGUUUAUUCUCCUUCGGACUACAAGGACCCCUUCUGGACUCAACCAAACAUUCCGGAAGGGUCAGAGUCGAUGUUCCCUAUCGCGGCUGACUCCGUCUUUAUGACACUUGACCAACCCAUCACGGCAUACAAUCCACCAUUUUCAGCCAAGGCGGUGGGUGGCUGGAUGUCAGUCGUUGAUCCACGCUCCAGGUUGGCAUUGUACAUGAAUCAUCAUGGCAAAACACUCGAGGUUCUUCUGCGUGGAGUUUCUGCGAUCAAUGGAAAAAGAGAGGUGUCUGAGGAGGAGGUUACGGCGGUGUCUCCAUUGGCCCAGGUGCAACAAAAUCGGUACAGAACACCGACCUUUAUCGUUCACCCUCGGCUAGAUGACUUGAUACCAUGGCAGCAAGCCCAACGGAUGCACCAGGCUCUCAAAGAACGAGGUGUUGAUGCUGAGUUGAGAAUUGUUGACGAGGGAGCAAAGCACUUGUUUGAUGUCGGUAAAGGAUGGGAAAGGAGGCAUCCGCAGGGCUCUAAGGUGGUGCGAGAGGGAUUUGAGUUUCUAGUGAAGUAUGUUGAUGGGGUUUGAGGGAGGAAGUCUGGGAAAUGCGCUGUGUAAAACCAUCACAGCAUAACUACCUACCUAUAUCGGGCAUCAAAGCACAUCUACCACUUGAGCUGCUAAAUCAAUGUGUUUUCUCCAGCAAAUGCAC